Messenger RNA from Aspergillus ibericus CBS 121593, 978 nucleotides. Its product is annotated as frataxin family protein. Bases 182 to 838 code for a protein of 218 amino acids. NCBI's taxonomy places the organism in Eukaryota, Fungi, Ascomycota, Eurotiomycetes, Eurotiales, Aspergillaceae. The record is from RefSeq and is a predicted model, not a curated record. Gene Ontology annotation, molecular function: 2 iron, 2 sulfur cluster binding; iron chaperone activity; ferroxidase activity. Gene Ontology annotation, biological process: intracellular iron ion homeostasis; iron incorporation into metallo-sulfur cluster. The transcript has 2 exons. Gene Ontology annotation, cellular component: mitochondrion.
AAAAGAAAGCAGCUGUCAGACUCACGAGUAAGCGGAGACGACCGAGCUAUAGCUCCGCUCAGCCAAUGACAGGCCGCUCAGCUCCGCAUGAAUGAUGUGAUGCCAUCACUUCUUUCUUCCUCUUCCUCCUCGAUUUUCCAUCAUCUCCACCACCCUUAAUCGCAUCCACCACAACCUCAAUAUGAAUCCCAUCCCAUCAACCAUGUCCCGUCUCCCUCGAGCAAUCCUCUCCCCCGCCGUCGCCCGACCUUCUCUCCGCGUCGCCGCCCGCUUCGCAGCAGCACCCCGUUUCCUGCAGCAGCAGCAGCAGCAGCAGCAGCAGCACCCCCGUCAAAACUUCCACUCCACCCCAGUCCCUCGCAAAGGCAUCUUCCCCGACUCCGCGGAUCCCCCGGCCCCAAACCCCCAGUCCAACAAUGUCGCCGGCGCAGCCGCCCACGUCACCGAACCGUCCCCGUUGACGGACGGCCAGUACCACGAGUACGCGGAACAUUAUCUGAACGUGGUGCAGACCGAGAUUGAGAAUCUCCAGGAGACGGGAUCGGAUAUGGAGGCUGAGUAUAGUGCCGGCGUCAUGAACAUCAUCGUCCCCGGAGUAGGCACCUACGUGCUCAACAAGCAGCCCCCCAACAAGCAGAUCUGGCUGAGUUCGCCGAUUUCCGGCCCCAAGCGGUACGACUGGGUCGUGGAGGGGGAUCGCAUGUACGAGAAGCAGGAGUCGCGGCCGUUUGUGCACGGACAGUGGGUGUAUCUCCGGGAUGGGUCGAACUUGACGGAUCUGUUGAAUCAUGAGUUGACGUUGAACUUGCCGAAGGAUGUGUACAGUGAGGUUGAGUAACUCCUGUGCUGAGAUACGAGAUAUGGUGCAUACUUGUUGAGGAAGGAUUUGUAGGAUAUGAUUGUGUGCUAUUCAGUCUGGUAGAUAAUACACUUCGGCAGUAGUACUCGUAGGAGUACUUUGCGCAGAUAAGACAUGAC